Sipha flava (yellow sugarcane aphid) is the source of this 2359-nucleotide messenger RNA. Its product is annotated as glucose dehydrogenase [FAD, quinone]-like. The transcript has 2 exons. NCBI's taxonomy places the organism in Eukaryota, Metazoa, Arthropoda, Insecta, Hemiptera, Aphididae. Bases 35 to 2149 code for a protein of 704 amino acids. Gene Ontology annotation, molecular function: ecdysone oxidase activity; flavin adenine dinucleotide binding. The record is from RefSeq and is a predicted model, not a curated record.
AAUUCAAUGUAUUCAGAACAUUAAACCAAUUACCAUGUCUACAUUCGGGAUGUUGUGGCUCCUAAUGGGACUGCUUGCAGUCUUCUUAGGAAAUGGAGUCCAGCCAAGCAAAUUGCUCUCAGCCUUUAGCCAAUCCCAAAGUGGUAUGGCCAGUCAAACACGUUCGGUCAAGACCACUCGUACAGUGACCGUGGAAAAAAAAUCAACUAUCUAUAAGAAACACUGUUGGUCGGACAUGAACGCCGAUAAGUCAUCAGUAAGUUUGAACACGUUGGAGAUGUGCCACGUAAACGGUUACAACGAGGAAGGCCUAUACGUGGUGCCGGAGUUCACGAAGCUCCUCAAUUCGCUAAACAGGGAACAGUGCAACAUGGUCUCGAAAGUGAUCUAUCCCAGGGAUUACAGUCUGUCGAUCAAGUCCGGUGACGAAUUCGACGUCAUCAUCGUCGGGUGCGGGGCCGCCGGUUCAGUACUGGCAUCCAAGCUCAGCGACGAAAAGGACAUCAAAGUGCUGAUACUGGAGGCCGGAGGUCAACCGUCAUUGGAGUCCGAAAUACCCGGGCUCUGGGCCAAUUCCAUAGGUUCCGACAUGGACUGGAAGUAUUUCGCGGAGGAAGACGAAACCUACGGCCAGAGUUUGGACAAGAAGCACGUGCAGAUUGUUCGUGGGAAAGUGCUCGGGGGCACUACCGCUUUGAACACCAUGUUGUACGACCGCGGAAUCGAAUCCGACUACACGAAACUCGUAUCCAAGGGACUGACCAACUGGGGCUGGAAAGACGUGCUCAAGUACUACAUGCGGUCCGAGGACUGCAAGUUCGAAAAGAUCACUACGAGCACGACCGUUAGCAAAUCGCACCGAGUAGGUGGCAAACUGCGCGUAGACUCGUUCCGGAACACGAGAACCGUUCAGAUCAGAAAAGUAUUCUCGAAGGCGCUCAGCUCUGUGAACUACAGCACAAAAGACUUCUUUGACGUGAAAAACCACCAAGGGUUCAUUUCGUCCAUCGCGACCGUGAAAGACGGUUUGCGCGUGAACGCGGCGAAAGCGUUUUUGAAAAACGCUGACCGCAAGUACAAUUUGAAAAUAGCGGCCAGGUCUAUGGCGAAGAAAAUAGUGUUCGAUAACAACAAGGCCGUUGGAGUGGAGUUCGAAAACUCAGCCGGACAACUGAUCACAGUCAAGAGCAAGAAGAACGUGAUUUUGAGCGCUGGCCCCAUUGGAUCCCCAAAACUUCUUAUUGAGUCAGGAGUCGGGCCCAAGGAUUUGCUCGAUUCCUUGAAGAUCCCUGUCGUAGUGGAUAACACAAAAGUGGGCUCGAACUUGCAAGCUCAUCCAAAUUUCUUGGGUCUAGUGGUUAAAUUCGGAAGGCAACCAUUGAAAGCCUAUUCCGUCAGCGAGAUGGUAUUCGAAUAUCUAAUGAAACACACCGGACCGCUGGCCAACAUAGGAUUGAGUAGUUUCACCGGUUUCAUAGACAUCGACGGCAACGGAGAGCCGGAUAUUCAGAUAUCGUUUCACUAUUAUUCCGAGGACGAUACCGUGUUCAUGCCUUCGCAAUUGGACGCUUUCAACUUCAACGAUCAAAUCACAGAACAGAUCAUCGACCUGAACGAAAACGACGAUAUUCAGAUAGUUGGCAUUUCUCUACUCCAUCCGGAGAACACCGGCCAAGUGACCAUCAAGAAGACCGAUAAUGGCUACGAGCCGACCAUUAAAUACGGUUCGCUGUCCGAAGCCGAUGUGAGCACGCUGGUUAAAGCUAUCGAUUGGGUGAAGAAUCUCAUAACGUCAGUGGCGUUCAAACAAUACGAGCCGAAAAUCGUGCCGCUGAAAAUCGAAGGAGGUCCCGAACCCAACGUGGACUGCGAGAAUUACUGGAGACACGCCAUUAAACAUUUGACGACGAUGAAUAUCCAGAUGGCCGGCACGUGCUCCAUGGCGACCGACAUUUCCGAAGGAGUGGUGAACGAAAAUUUGAACGUCUUCGGCACCGAAGGCUUGAAGGUGGUCGACUCGUCCGCGCUUCCGAAUAUUUUCAGUGCCGAGAGCUGCGCCUCGACAAUCAUGGUCGCAGAGAAGGGUACCGAUAUUAUCAAGGAAGAAUUGGGAUGUAAAGUCGAUGAAUUCGACGAAGAAUCGUUCUGAAGUUAAUCAAACUAUAUUUUAUUAAAAACAACUUAUAGAAUACAACAUUUAAUAACAUAUAUAAUAGAAAAAUGUUGUUUUUUCUAUCUCGAUACCACCAAUAUCGGCCCAAUUAAAAUACUAGUUCUAGGAUAGGUUCACCCCUAAUAAUUAUUAAUAAAAUUGCGUACUGAUAAACGAUUAAACUAUUUGAUUUGAUGCAACAAAAAA